Microthlaspi erraticum is the source of this 630-nucleotide messenger RNA. NCBI's taxonomy places the organism in Eukaryota, Viridiplantae, Streptophyta, Magnoliopsida, Brassicales, Brassicaceae. The record is from the annotation of a GenBank genome assembly.
AUGGCAAGUCCACCGACUCUCCCUGUCACCAACCAGCAAGCUGUUCAAUCUCAGCCGCCAAUCAACACGCCUGCCUUCCGUAGCUUCUUCUCACGCCUCACCACCUCGAUCCGUGAUGGCUUAUCACAGCGCCGUCCAUGGACGGAGCUCGUCGAUCGGAGCUCCAUGGCGCGACCUGAAUCUCUCACCGACGCUUUGUCCCGGAUCAGGAAGAAUCUCGCCUAUUUCAAGGUUAACUACGUCGCAAUCGUCUCCCUCGUGCUCGCCUUUUCGCUCUUCUCGCAUCCUCUCUCCCUCCUUGUACUCGUCGGUCUCCUGGGCGGGUGGAUGUUCCUCUACCUCUUCCGGCCGUCAGAUCAGCCGCUGGUCGUCUUCGGCCGCACUUUCUCUGACCGAGAGACCCUCCUUGCUCUCGUUUUGUCGACGAUUGUCGUCGUGUUUAUGACGAGCGUCGGAUCUCUCUUAACCUCCGCGCUGAUGAUUGGCGUCGCGAUUGUUUGCUUACACGGUGCGUUUGUGGUUCCGGAUGAUCUCUUCCUGGACGAGCAAGAGCCUGCCAACGCUGGAUUGCUCUCCUUCCUCGGAGGUUCUGCUAAUUCGGCUGUUGCUGCCGUCGCGGCGAGAGGUUAA